AUGAAGAAGGAUGCUCCUGAAAUAGCAGGCUAUGCCAUCCUGCCUUUGCAGCUUCCCGAAACCCCUGCGUUUGAAAAGCCUGCAACGCAUUUUCUCUACCUCCGCCCUCACGAACCUCGCAUUCCAGACCCCGAUUCCCCUCGCUCCCUUUUCGUCGUCAAUGUUCCCAUAGACACCACUGAGCUACACUUGCGACACUUAUUUGGUACACAACUAUCCGCUGGCCGGGUUGAAAAGGUUCAUUUCGAGGACGUCCCGACAAAGAAAAAUGCCAUCGCAGCGAACACCCAAGGAAACCUCUCGAAGAGCAAGAAGCGGAAGAGGGUGACCGUGGACGAGCUACAGGACCAACUGGACAAUGCCGGCCCACCAUCUACCUGGGAUAGAAAAUUGCAUACGAGUGGCUCACAUGCCGUCGUGGUGUUCGCCGAUAAGCCCAGCAUGGAGGCUAGUCUGAAGGCCGCGACCAAGGCAGCUAGAAAGGGCACCAAGAUUGUCUGGGGCGAAGGGAUUGAAGACCGACUGCCUUCAUUGGGAUACUCGCGGUAUCUUGCCCAUGAGCGCUUCCGCUAUCCGGAUCGGGCUGCACUGCUUAACUCUGUGAACGACUUCAUGACUGUCUUUGCGCAGGUCGCGGAAGCUCGCAAGCGCGAAGAGGCACGCAAGGCGCAGGAGCCCGACGAGGAUGGUUUCGUUACUGUUACCAGUGGGCCGAAGCUCAACUCUGUUUCACGCGAGGAUGAACUUAAAGAAUUGAUGGAGAAGCAGAAGAAGAAGGAAGAGGGUCUGGAAGACUUCUACCGAUUCCAGUCGCGCGAGAAGAGAAAGGAGAGACAGAAUCAACUGCUGAAGAGGUUUGGCGAGGAUAAGAAGAAGCUUGAAGACAUGAAGAGACGCAAGGGAAAGAUCAGGCCUGAAUAA
Messenger RNA from Aspergillus wentii DTO 134E9, 921 nucleotides. Its product is annotated as putative ribosomal small subunit assembly protein. The coding region runs from base 1 to 921 and encodes 306 amino acids. The transcript has 2 exons. Gene Ontology annotation, cellular component: CURI complex; UTP-C complex. Lineage: Eukaryota; Fungi; Ascomycota; Eurotiomycetes; Eurotiales; Aspergillaceae. The record is from RefSeq and is a predicted model, not a curated record. Gene Ontology annotation, biological process: rRNA processing; ribosomal small subunit assembly.